AUGAGCGUGCGGGGAGGUGCAAGUUGGAGCGCAACUUACUGCAAGCAGUAUGGGAGGGACCGCUGGAAUGUUCUUCUUAAUGCUCUUGCGGACGUUCCUACCCAAAUUGCAUUUGUGGCACCGACCAUUUCUCACAGUGCGCUGCGAUAUCUUCAGAGGAAAUCGCGGUUUCUGCCUUGCGUAAUCCCCAACUGCUUCAUCCACGAUAGCAAUGCAGAGCUACGAAUGGACAAUGAGAGCAGCGCACCAAGCAGCUCGGCUUUGCCCACUAGUACAGCACUUGUAGAGAGCAAUACAAUUGGAGCAAGCGAUGCAGGCAGGUCUACUGUGCAUGCCGUGGCCACUAAUUUCCCGUGCAACAACUGUGAACAUCCUGGGGCCAGCGGCCAGGGUCCCGCAAAUAGGGACCUUAAUAAGCAGGUACAGAUUGUUGAUGAUGACCAUGUCAUAGAGGAGGCGAGGGAGAAGACGUAUUUUCUGGAUGGGGCAUCUGCUCUUGCAGCGUAUGCCCUUGGGGCGCAGCCGGGAGAAGUGGUGCUUGACAUGUGCGCGGCACCUGGAGGCAAAUCGCUGAUAAUAUCAUGCAUGAUUACAGUAGCAAGAGUUCCAUACUAUGCCAUCGGAAGUCCAAGCAUGCCGUACCACAUCAGAAGUUCUGAAGAUGACGAGGACGACCAAGGCGGGCUUUUAGUAUGCAACGACGCAAGUCGGGAUAGAUUGGCGCGACUUCAGGCCACAAUGUCCAAGUUUUUGCCAGAAUACGCAACGGCUGGGCAGCGCCUCCAGUUCAGCUGUGCGGAUGUCUGCAAGGGUGGCUCAUUCGAACGUUUCGCGCCAUAUGAUAGGAUUCUUCUGGACGCGCCGUGCUCCUCGGACAGACACCUUUUGCAUAAAGGAGGAUCAGCGAUUGCAAACUGGUCACCAAGCACACCUAAGGCGCACGCAGAGCGCCAGCUAAAGAUGCUCCUUAUUGCUUCAAAGCUUUUAAAAAGGAAUGGCAUUCUGCUUUACACAACUUGCUCAUUGUCUGAAGCUGAGAAUGACGCAGUUAUUGAGAAAUUCCUCAAGAAAGCGAAAGUCAACGUCAAGAUACUUCCCCUAUUUAGUGGGGAGUGGCCUCCUGAAGUAAGACUUCUUGAUAGAGUGGCGGCGGUGCAACCUCGAACAACAGAUUUGCCAUCUGUUGGCCAUUCAAAAUCCGCGGUAUUUUCUAUUGAAAAGUUAAAGCACGGCUUUGCAAUGCUUCCAGACAUGUCGAAUUUCGGGCCCAUGUACUUCUGCAAGAUGCAGAUCACAGGGCAGUGA
This is a messenger RNA of Cyclospora cayetanensis, 1305 nucleotides long. RefSeq lists its product as uncharacterized. The coding region runs from base 1 to 1305 and encodes 434 amino acids. Lineage: Eukaryota; Apicomplexa; Conoidasida; Eucoccidiorida; Eimeriidae. Gene Ontology annotation, cellular component: mitochondrial large ribosomal subunit. The transcript is spliced from 8 exons. The record is from RefSeq and is a predicted model, not a curated record. Gene Ontology annotation, biological process: rRNA methylation. Gene Ontology annotation, molecular function: methyltransferase activity.